AUGUAUAUUAUAUCAUUUUUCGUUGGCGCUGUUUUAAUUUACUCUCAAACGUCUCACGCCAGAUUAAAUCCAAUUCAAUUCAAUGCAAAUUUAACGGAUUUUAUGAAAUUGCAGCGCCAAAAGCGCGGUUUGAUUUUUAAUGGAAACGGACAAAUUAAGAUUGAUACCGGAGUAAUAGCUGCCAUAGAUUUAGGUGAUCCAAUCCAAUGGCGUUCCCUAGUUUCCAUCAAUAAUCUUCAAGGUGGUUUCUACCCUCUACCCUCCGAGCCACUAUAUCCAUGGGAUAAAUGGGAGGAAACAUUCGCACGUUCGUUGAAAAAUAUGCACGCAGAAGCCGACUAUAAAGCAGAUGAUUCACGAAAAUUUGCCUAUACAGUUUUGGAAGUAUUAAUGGAGCGACAACAUGGAAAUGGACGCAAAUGUUUGCUGCGCUCCAUAUGUAAGAACGCUCAAGUGGAUGAACAUGUGGGCAUGUUUUCCGAGAUAUUAAAUAUUGUUUUAAGUCCGGGAAAAAAUGACAUCGACGUUCUCUACAUGGAAGCAUUUCGAGCUGGUAAAUCAGGUGCUGAUUGCGUACGCUUAUACUCCGAGUGCCGAGUGGUUUCCAAUUUUUUAGAUCAAUAUUUGGAUUAUAUAUAA
Messenger RNA from Rhagoletis zephyria (snowberry fruit fly), 639 nucleotides. RefSeq lists its product as uncharacterized. Lineage: Eukaryota; Metazoa; Arthropoda; Insecta; Diptera; Tephritidae. The record is from RefSeq and is a predicted model, not a curated record.